Molecule: messenger RNA, 1527 nt
Organism: Exophiala aquamarina CBS 119918
Lineage: Eukaryota; Fungi; Ascomycota; Eurotiomycetes; Chaetothyriales; Herpotrichiellaceae
Exons: 7
Coding region: 1-1527 (508 amino acids)
Molecular function (GO): iron ion binding; monooxygenase activity; heme binding
Source: RefSeq, a predicted model, not a curated record
AUGUCGCAGUACGAGAUCCUGCCGUUGGAUCUACUUCAUAGCCCUCUUUUGAGUCUGCUCAAAGGGUUGCCCCUUCUGGCAUUUGCUUUCCUCCUUGCUCGGUGCAUCAAGCGGCGCUACUUUUCCAAAUUGUACUCUAUCCCUGGCCCAUUCACGGCAUCAAUUACGAGAGCAUGGCGCGUCAGGGAAGUCUACAAUGGUCAUGUGGAGAAAACAGAAAUUGAGCUGCAUAAAAAGUACGGGCCUCUCGUGCGCACAGGGCCUAAUGAAGUUAUCACCAAUGAUCCGAAAGCGCUCGAAGUAUUUUACGGGAUCGGGAGUAAAUUCCCCAAGGCAUAUUUUUACAGGGCAUUUGCACAACCAGAUGUCUGGGGCAUCAAUGCAUUCUCUGCACUUGAUAAUGCUACGCACAGCAGACUGGCUCGAUACAUAUCCGCGGCGUUCUCUAUGACAUCCAUCGUUGAGCUGGAGCUAUAUGUCGAUAAUUCUCUUGCUUAUUUUAUUGGUAAGCUCGAAGAAUUUGCUAAAUCUGGCGUUCAUGUCAACAUGAGUCAGUGGUUUCAAUGGUAUGCCUUUGACGUCGUCGGAGAGCUCACAUUGUCCACGCGUUUCGGGUUCAUGGAAAAGGGGGUGGACAUUGAUGGGACAACUAAAGUAAUCGACUUCUUCAAUGGAUACGCCACAUUUGUUGGUCAAGCGUUUCCAUAUCACUGGCUGCUUUUGGGGAACCCAUUGGUCAGGAUGUUUUUGAAGGCCCCUGCCGGAGUGCUCAUUGAGGUAAGUAAGUUCACUGCUGCAGAAGUGAAGGCUCGACAAGGCCGUCCAACGAAUCGACGAGAUAUGCUCUCUCGCUUUUUAAAGGCACAUGAAAAACACCCCGCCGAAUUUCCAAUGGAUGACGUCCUUCGGACAUGUUCGAUGACUCUAACAGCUGGCUCUGACACGACUGGGAUUGCCUUGAGUGCUACUCUCUAUCAUGUCCUCAAAAACCCCAAGGUCUAUGCGAAACUAAAGGAUGAGAUCGACCAAGCAAUCGACAACCGAAAAGUCUCCACGCCUUCAAAAUUUCGAGAGAUUCAGGAACUACCCUAUCUUCAGGCAGUCCUUAAAGAAGCAAUGAGAUUUCAUCCAUCGGUUGCUGAUAUUUUGCCACGAGUCGUGAGCGAAGGAGGAUGUACUAUUGCUGGAAGAUUUUUACCUCCGGGUACACGUGUCGGAGUGAAUCCCUAUGUCCUCCAUCGCGACAAAGACAUAUUUGGAGACGACGCAGAUGAUUUUCGACCCGAACGUUGGUUAGAACGCGACGAAAAACUCAUGCAGCGCUACAUGCUCCAGUUUGGACAGGGAUCCAGGAUCUGUGUUGGCAGACACAUUAGCAUACUUGAACUGAAUAAGACGCUGGUCGAGGUGAUUCGGAAUUUUAAUAUUGAGUUGACGGACCCAAAUUACGAGAUGACGAGCACGAAUCGGUGGUUUCUCAAACCUCACACUCUUCCAUGUGUGUUCAAAAGGCGUGUUCUCAGUUGA